Molecule: messenger RNA, 510 nt
Organism: Geodia barretti
Lineage: Eukaryota; Metazoa; Porifera; Demospongiae; Tetractinellida; Geodiidae
Source: the annotation of a GenBank genome assembly
GAUAUGUACUGCGCAUAGCCGCAUACGCAUAAAGCCGCAGGUACAUAAAGCCAGCGUACGAGCUACUUGGCCAGUUCAAUCGCUGUCCAUACUGAAAUGGGAAAUAGUGUACAGGAUAACCUCCUCAGACUUCUUCUCUGUUGCUGCCUGCGGCUGCUUCGGCCGUCCCUUGGCAUGCCGACGGUGCAUACGCUCGGCGAGAUUACUAUGAGACGGAUAAACUGGACGAGAGAGGGCGUUUCUGGCUACACGCAAAGUGAGCCGUUGUACGUGGUGUUGUACGAUAUCCUGAAGUUUCAGUGCGAAGAACAGAGCACCGAUUUGUAUACUUACUGCGGUUAAUUUACGUAGCAAUAAGAUUAUAGCUAAUAGCCUAGCUAGGAGUCCGUAUAUAGGCUAUUAUGUAACAGCCUUUUCAUAUAGUUACACACUCAGAGUUGCAUGUACGUUAGUACUGCUGCUCAUGGUAUCAUCUUCACCUUUGACAGGAAGACUGCAUACAAAAACGUC